AGAAAACCUCCUCCCCUGGCAAAGAAAGCUCCAUUUCUUCGCGAUCGCAUUCUCUUUUCUCGUUCCUCAUCUUCUCUCGUCGAUUAGGGUUUUUGGAUUCGUACUACUCUGCGGUAAUCAUUGUUUUCUUUGUUUCCGAUUCCUUGGUCCUUGCUGUUUGUGUGUUGUUUCGACGUCGUGGAUGAGAGAGCGGACGCGCGAUUCCGUACGGCGGCCAUCGUCGCCUUCGCGGCCGAGGGACCGCGAUUGGGAUCGGAUUGAUCAGUGUGAUGCCUCAAGCAGGUGCGAUCGAUCUCCGAUUCGGUCGGGCUGGGAUUCGCGCCGGCUCAAUGUCCGUCGGACCGAGUGGGAAGCGGAUGUCGGAGGAAUCCGACGCGAUUGCAGCGAUUCGGACCCGUACGAGGCGGAACGGCGAAGGCAAGAUAGAUUUUCCAAGAGGGAACGAGAAGGAGAGGGGAAGGAUGAUCGUUGGAAGAAAAUAUCUCGCUUCCGGAGGGGUGAGUUUGCCGAAGAAGUUUAUCCAGACAGAUGCGAAUCUGUAAAAGCGGAAGAGAAGUUACGCCACGGUUUCAAAGGUGCAAUGCGAUCGGAGGAAGAACUUUAUCGGAUCCCCGAAGCGGAACGGUCGAGAGAAAUCGACAAUUUUGUCAGACCGACACUGAAACAGUGUUGGAGAGAUGAUCUUCAGCCUUCCAGAUCAAUCAGUUCACAUGGGUACAGUGGUUCAGUCUCUCCUUUGAGGAAUGCCAUCCGGAACGAUGAAGUAGACUGGUUGGGGCCAUCUGAUUCUCGUCACUACAGCGAUAUGGAGCGUCUUCAGAUGCAAUCUAACCAGGCCGGAAAGCAUGAUGAGAGGGCCGAAUCUGUGUUUGUCGGCAUGAAAGUUGAGAGCAGUGACAGGAACCGCAGGAUAGACAGCAGAGACUUGGGUUGUGAAGGACGAAGCAGAGACUUGGGAUGUGAAGGACGAAGCAGAGACUUGGGUGUUAAUGCUUCCCGAGUUCUGCAUAAUAGAGAUCUUGAUCGGUAUAUCAAUAGAAACUCAUCAAGAGGAUUCCAGGAAGAUGAAGCAAAGUCUUUCCAUAAUUGUAACUAUCUGCAAGGUCGCAACGUUUGCUGCUGUGUUUCAUCAACUGAAGGCAAGUGGAGAAAAGAUAUGAAGGGUGCAUCCCGAGAAAGCUAUUGUAGAGAUUUUUGUGGAGAUGGAUAUAGGAUGCAUAUGGGUCAAGACCCAGUUCAUUAUACGCAUAUGCGAGGGUCUUUGUUGAAACCCAGAGUCAUGGAUUCAAUAACAAAUGAAGUAGAUAGAGCUGGCACUAGUGUUGGCUUUUGCACAGGAGAGAGGAUAUCUGGCCUGUAUGAUUCCAUAAAGGAAGAAUGUGUUGUCGAACGAGAAUCAAGCAUUCUGGUUGAUCAAUUUGAUGGGGCUCGUAAUUACAGAAAGGCGCAUCAUGAAGAAAGGAAGGAUGCUUAUUUGGAUAACAAAACCCAGCAUCUGAGAAAGGAUUAUCAGUUUGAUGCCUGUGCUACAAUGUAUCAUGAUGUCAAUGAAUCAGAUUUUACGAGAGAACGAGACGAGAGAUCUCUGCAGUUUCGAAGUGUAUAUCGUAACAAAGGAAAGGAAACGUAUCCAGAUAAUGAAAGCCAGAAAGUACAAAACGAUUACGACUUUGUCUCUUAUGAAAGGAUGUACCCUGAUGUCAAUAGAUCAGAUGUCAUGAUAGAUCGAGAUGAGAGAGCUCUGCAGGCUAGAAGAAUAUACCCUAAGAUUGAUAACGAAAGCCAUCAUGUACAAAAGGAUUAUGAAUAUGACUCUUAUGCAAAGAUGUACUCUAACGCCAAUGGAUCAAAUUCUAUGGCUGAUCAAGAUGAGAGAGCUCUGCAGUCAAGAAAAAGGUGGUUUAACGAGGAACAUGAUGCAUAUCUAGACAAUGGAAGUCGAGAAGUACAAAAAGAUUAUGAAUAUGAAUCUUAUGGUAGGGUGUACCAUGAUGUCAGCCAGCCAUCAUCUUUGAUGGCAAAUCGAGACGAAGAAAUUCCUCAAUAUAGGAGAUAUCAUCUUGAUGGAGGAAGAGGAACGCUAAUCUACUUAGAUGAUGAAAGUGCACACCUUGGAAAAGCUGAUCAGGUUAACCUUCAUACAAGCGACAGAUACAGUCUCAAAUCUCACAUGACGGGCGAGACAGUAUAUGAGAACAUUUCCGAGGUCAACUAUGGAGAUGUAGAGCAAACGUUGACUAAUGAGAAGCCAGGUUCCGAAAGGUUUGUGGAUCAUGAUAUUGCUUAUGAUCACAACGAGAAUCAAUAUUCGAUGGGAAUAACAGGAACAAACCGAAUCCAUUACCUAGAUGAUGAAAGAAGAUCUGGUCAUGACGAUGAAAAUCAUGUAUCGACUUCUUGCCCGCGAAUACCAGUCAAACAACGCCUAGGUGGGCGUGUCAAAGAUCCGAGCUUUCAUGUGAAGAAUCGACGGGGGCCUGGUAAAAAAGGAUUACCUUGGGUUAGAAACUAUACACCAAAUAGGAAGUUUCACGGGAAGAACUAAAGUGUCAAAGCUCAGCUGCUUUCAGAGUGGGGUGAUUCCUCGAAAGUGUGAAGGAAAGAACAAGCUCUAUUAUGCUUGCUUUAGGUAAAAUUAAGGAUAUGGCAUCUGUUAUGAUCUUCGUUUAACAGAAGCAUUUUGCCAAGAAGCCACAAAGAUGCGUUCUUGUUGGAUCUUUCACCUUUCACUAUGGCGAAGGAUUGUGCCUCUUUGGUCAGGUAUGGUUUUCUAUUUUUCACUUUCCUGCUUUUUGCUUUUGGCUUAGUGAUGCAAAGUUGAGGCCUUUUUCUGUUUAAUGUCUGGUUGGGUUAUCAGCAAAUUAAAGGAAAGGAUUUCAUAUUUUGGUUUAAGGAUUCAUGCGACAGAGGUCACCUUGUCAUAUGGGCAGUGGCAAAGAUGUGCAUCGACCUCGUAUCUAUGGAUCUAGGACCUGAAUUUAACAAGUUUAAUUUCGUAAUUUUUAAGAAAUACCAGGUGUGUUUUUGUAUUUACCGAAAAGAUGGUAGUCAAUUUCGUAAUUUUA
Messenger RNA from Tarenaya hassleriana, 3065 nucleotides. RefSeq lists its product as uncharacterized. The record is from RefSeq and is a predicted model, not a curated record. The transcript is spliced from 2 exons. Lineage: Eukaryota; Viridiplantae; Streptophyta; Magnoliopsida; Brassicales; Cleomaceae. The coding region runs from base 182 to 2545 and encodes 787 amino acids.